UUGACAGUGGUGAGGAAGGACGUAACCACUGCAGAGUUCGGAAAAAGAAGGUACUGUUUAUAAAUAAAAAAUAAUUGCCUUUUAUUUUCUAUUUGACACAAGAUACUCUCUGAAUUGAGGAUUUCAAAUAAAAUAUUUUACUAAAUUAACCUUUUUUCUUGAAAUUAAAUGAAAAUGUCAAACCAAACACCUCAGAGAGUUCGUAGGACUGGCUCUCCUAGUUCUUGUUCAAAAAAGCAAGGUCCUCUGAAAGCAACCGUGCCUAUGUCAUUGAUGGGACAAAGUAACAGUCCAACAAGGUCAUCAAAUAAAAGUACAAGUCCUUCACAUUCUCCAGUUUCUAAUAGAACGCGUGACGGUAGGAAGUUUAAGUCUAGACAGUCGCCAGAUUUUAGGAUAGGUUUAUCGGUCGAUCGACGCAGUCCGGGAUCGCCGGGUUACAAAGAAAAAUCCAAUACUCUGAACAUCAAAUCCAUCAGUGCUUCUCCCUACAUCCGGCGGACUGCCUCACUAGACACUAUCUACCUAGCUGGACAGUGGCCACGUGACUGCUAUUAUCACAGUUACUAUGUCCGGCAUAUGAUGGACAGAGCAACACAGACAGAUGAGUGGGAAGAAACUGACAGGAAGAAAGGAUCACAGAGAAAGUCUCCUGGGAGUGGUGGAGAUCAGUUAGAAAUGAAAUUCAUUCGCCAAAGACUUCAACGAACCAAUAAGAGCAGUUUUGGCCAGGGAAGCUAUAACUCACUCCAGAGGCUCAGUCCUUUCCAAGGGGACCAUUCUGCUAUAUCACUUUCAACCCUCACUGGCAGCAAUAAUGGUUCUGUCUGCCCCUCUUUGCCGUCCACAACAACGCUACCAUCUAGCACUUCACCUUAUCACCACUUACACAGCAAAACAGUGUACAGUGUGCCCAUGGGGCCAGUUGAUAGGUCUCACACGGGCCCUAUUCCAAUUCCCCACAUUCCAAAGGCCCCUCUUCCCCGCAUUCUUAGUAGUGUUGAAGGUUUAAAUCAGGUAAGUAAAGGAAGUAAAAGUGCCUCACCUGAUCCUGACUGUAUCUUCAAACUUGGUACAAGUCCUCACAUAAAUAAAUUCUUGGCCAGAGAACCUCCUGAUGGUUGUGAGAAAGUGAAAAUUGUAGAUGAGCGAAGGAAUACGACAAACAAUGUGGAACCUCUAGGGUAUGGACCCAUCAAGCCUUGUGAGAAAUUUGUGCUGUUACCAAGUCAAAGUUCAGCAUUCUACCCACUCUACAAGACUUGUGUUUCUCCAUCAGCCUCAGACAGUGCUCUGCAUCAGUUAACCUCAUCACAUACUUUAACUGAAGAAAAGCUGCAAUAACUUGAACAUGAGAUGCUGUUACAUUCUCUUCUCAUGACAGCUAUGUAAUCCAAUUAUGGUUAGUUGUCAUAAGACCUAUAUUACCGUGUUGUUUCGGAAUAGUCAAAAUUUGGAAUACUGGUAUCCUCUUCUACACCAAUUCUAUGAAAACACAUAGAAAAUGUGGAUGUGUAACAAUUUAUUUGGUAAUUCUUCAAGACUUGCCCACUAUUUACUUGUGUUAACACCUUAUUAAACUCAUCACUGUGAUGUCUGCUGGUUACCGUUUCUUCCAGAAACAGAAAAUUGCAGUUACAAUUUUGACAGUCCACAGUUUUUAGAGAAUAGUGUUAUAGUUAAAAAAAAAUGUUGUUAUGACUGAAGUAUCCAUGAACAUUUUAUCUUAAGAAAAUAUUAGUGUAAAACAGUACACUUUUAUUUUGUACACAUGUUGUUAAUUAGAUGUAUUGGAACAAGGUUAAGCAAUGGAUCUAGUUUAUACGAGUUUGAGAUGUCUUAAAGUGAAUUCAAUUUUAAAAGCAUUUUGGACCUGUUUAAGAUUUUGAAGUGAUGACACUAUUGGAGGUUGUACCUGAAGAAAACAAGCAAGCAUGCAGACAUUUGAGAACAUUUUACAGUGUUUCUUGGAAGCUGAGUUCGUACAUGUUAAGGGACAACAGAGUAAGCUAAGAAAAAUAUAUCUUAAAUUUGAAGACAUAAAGUCAUAAAAAGAGUAGAAAUUUGGAUGGACAUUUUGAUACAAAGUAUAAAUAAUUCUAAAAGAGUACUUGGUAUAGAUUCAGUAUACUGUGUGUUGUGUUUUGUCAUUUUUACCUAGAUCUGUAUAUGUGACUACCACCAAUUUUAUAUGAUGUUUCUCUUUACCCUGUGUAUUAUAUAGGGUUAUAAUGAGUAUUCCUGCAGAGAAAAGUAAUCUGUAAUACUCAGCAUAAAAAAAUAUAAUAAUAAUAUAUAUAUAUAUAUAUAGAUAUAUAUGCUGUAAAACAUAUCUCUAAAUAGAAAAACUGUGCAAUUGUGUCUCCAACUACAUGUACAAUAUGUUAUAUCAAAAGUUACUUUAGGUUCAAAUAGCGUACUUCCUAGUAGUCACCACUUACAUGCAUCAUUUAUUGGUUUAGAGUUCAUUUCUUUCUUGGCUCUUAAAAUAGUUCUGGGUCUGUUGUUAUUAUUUUGUGCUUGCUAGCACCCAAAUUUUCAUCGGGUGGCUGAUGGCAUUCAGUUUAAAAAUUUGUUUAUCCUAAAGAUUUCUGUAGCAGCACAUCUUAAACUUAAGAGCAAUUUACUCUUAUAGGAAAACUGUUGAUUAAAUAAAAAAUAUUAUAUUUAUGUUCUUCAGAACAUGACUAACCUCAGAAAAAUUUUUUGUUUUGUGUGAUAGAACAUCGGACAAAAAAAAAAAAAGAUAGUGUUUGUUGUGGACAAUUUUUCAGUUAAUAUUAUUAUGAGCUCUGAAAGAGUGCAGACGACAAUAUAUGGAUCAACUGAAUUAUAUAAUGUGAUAAUUUAUUUUAUGGUGGAACAAUCAUAUUUUGAUAAGCACAUUUAUAAACAUUAGUAGGUAUACUGAUGGGUUCUAAUUAUUCAAGCGGUGUUGCUAAUUUAUAUCUUUAUUAUUACAAAAAUAAAUUUAUAAAUAAUUUUCCAAAUCCAGAAUUAUUUUCCUUGACAUAUAGUUAUACUGACGAUUUAAUUAGUAUUAAUAAUACAGUAAUAAGUAAUUAUAUUUGUAAUAUUUAUUCUACAGUUCUACAGAUUGAGAAUGCUUCUAUAUCAGAUACUGAAGUACAUUAUUUAGAUUUAGACAUUAAGUUAAUUAAUAAUUAUAGUAAUAUUAAUAUUUAUGAUAAAAAUUGAUUUCACAUUUCAAGUUUUUGGACUUCCCUCUCCAAACAGCAGUGUACCAACAAAUGAAAUACAGAGUAUUAUACGUUCACAGUUUUUUAGAUAUUGUAAAAUUUGUAGCAGUGUACAGUUCUUAAUAUUAGUAUAUUAAUACAUAA
Limulus polyphemus (Atlantic horseshoe crab) is the source of this 3344-nucleotide messenger RNA. RefSeq names its product protein FAM117B-like. The record is from RefSeq and is a predicted model, not a curated record. The transcript is spliced from 6 exons. Lineage: Eukaryota; Metazoa; Arthropoda; Merostomata; Xiphosura; Limulidae. The coding region runs from base 169 to 1344 and encodes 391 amino acids.